Henningerozyma blattae CBS 6284 is the source of this 3750-nucleotide messenger RNA. RefSeq lists its product as uncharacterized. The transcript has a single exon. The record is from RefSeq and is a predicted model, not a curated record. The coding region runs from base 1 to 3750 and encodes 1249 amino acids. Gene Ontology annotation, molecular function: transcription coregulator activity. NCBI's taxonomy places the organism in Eukaryota, Fungi, Ascomycota, Saccharomycetes, Saccharomycetales, Saccharomycetaceae. Gene Ontology annotation, biological process: regulation of ribosomal protein gene transcription by RNA polymerase II.
AUGUCUACCGGUAAGAAAAGUCCUCGCAAAAAAAUAAUUUCAAGCCCUAGUAAAAGGCAACGAAGUGGUAAGAAAGCAAUACCAUCUUCACCUUAUAGUCCUGAGGCGGUUUCAAAUAGUAAAAUGACGAUACCAAAUGAUACCACUAAAUUAUUAGGCUCGAAAUUAUCCAAUAAGCAUACUGCAUUGGGUAGAAAAACUGCAUCAAAAUCGUCAUUAUCGAAAAAACCUAUUACAACUAUAACUGACACCACACAUGUGGUAUCAGAUGUUGAUGUUACUAUUGGAAACUCAAUUCAAGAUGAACAGGAAGAAUUAAAUAAUGAUGAUAAGAAUGAAAAAUUUUCAAUAGAUCAUUCGAGGAUUGCCAACAAAUCCAUACUUGACAAUAAAUUUCUAAAUAACACAAAUGAUAAUAGGGUUGCAACUAAAUCCCUGGAUAAUUCUACAGGUAAACAAAGUAAACUUAUACAAAAAGAAGACACCCCUAAUACCCAACAAAUAGCAGCCCCUAUAAUGCUUGAUAAUUUGAAAGAAAUUCCUACAUCAAGUAGCAUCUCAACAUUAAGACAAUAUACUGAAGAUGAUGAUUAUGAUAAAGUAACUUCAGAAACAGAAUCCUCCAAAAUAAUAUCUCUUGCUGAAAACAAUGCGACUCCAAAAAAUGAAGCUGAACUCGAAAAUAACACACUACAAAAUUCCAGCACAAGUAGUAUUAGUAAAGAUGAUUCAGACGUAUAUGAGGAUAUAAGCGAUAUAGAGGUUGAUGUGGAUAAUUCAAGUGACGAUUCUAGUGAAGACGAAGAAGAUAGUGGUGAUGAUAGAAGUAGCAUUUAUAGUUCCGAUAGUUCAGAAGAUGAAAAUAUGAAUUUUGUAAAAUUACGUGCUCAGAGGAAAAAGAAGGCAAUGAAAGCUUUAUCUGUCAUGAAAAGAAAUAAUGCACCAAUGAAAAGUAGCGAUUCAUAUAUAAAUUCUUCUCCCAGCAAAGCACCAAUAGCUUCAUCCCUAUUCUCAGAUGAAAUUAAUGAUUCUGAACAUAAAAAUCAGCAACACUUGAUGCCAAAUUCAGAUAUACCAGUAGAUACUACUGAGGAUAUUGGUGAAGAGGUUCAUUUGGAUGAUUCAAAAAUGAAAAGAAUAAAUAAUACUAUUAUGAACAGUGAUUCUGAUGAGGAUUCUGAUUAUAAUAUUGAUCAAGAUGAAUAUUUUAACGCUAUUGAUAAUGACAAUGAAGCUGUGUCCUCUAAUGAAACAGACAAUGAACACACAGGUCUUGAAACAGGUGAUGAUGACGAUUCUCCAAUAUUAGAUGAAGAAACUAAGAAUAUUGUUACUGAAUUCAGAAGUGAUGAUGAAUUAUCCUUUGAUGGUAGCGUUCAUGAACAAGGCUCUGAUCCUGAUGACUGGGAUAUGACUUCUUCCGAUAAUAGCAGCAAAAGCCAAGAAGAUGAAGAAGAAGGCGAAAUUCUUUCCAAUGUUGAAAGUAUUUACACUGAUGAUUAUAAUGUUUUACAAUUAAAUGGAAUGUAUGAAGAUGACAUUGAUGAUGAAAAUGAAGAGGAUAAUGAGGGAAAUAGUAAUUUGAUGAUGGAAUUAACAAUGCCCUUUUAUGAAGAUUCGAAAUUUUCAAAUCUUUAUUAUUAUGAAGAUGGCACAGAACCUCGAUUAGGAUUAAGUACUCAGUUGCCAAAGCUAUUAAAUGAUGAUAAAAUUAAGAAAAUACGAAGGAUUGUCGCUAAGAAAAAAGAAAAUGAGGAAAUCAAAGAAAGAAGAAAAUUAUUGAAAGAGACUCGCAAGAAAAAUAAAAAAUCUUUAAACGAUGAUGGUAAUGAUUACAUAUUUGGAGUAUUCUUCCAUAGUGAUGAUAGCGAUAUGGAUGAUAAGGAGACUAUAUAUAAAGUAAAUCAUGACAGCAAUUUUCUAAAUAAUAAUGUUAUUAACAGUAACACCUACAAUUCCAGUGCUGCUUUAACUUCAUCAGUAAAUAACAUGCAUUUUGAGAAAGACUAUGAAAGCUCUAAUGACGAUAAUAUUUUAAUGGAUGAAGCAAGGUUGGCAUCAGAUGAUGAAUCAGAUGAUAAUUCUUCAAAAAUUAGUUCACAAAAAAACUAUACUCCCAGAAUUGAUACAGAAACAGUUUCUUCCUCCUCCGAUAGUAUAUCCUUAACAUUGGCAGAUAUUGAUGAUGAAAUAUCUUCUGAUGAAUUUAGCUCGUAUGAUGUAUCCGAUGUUUCUAAUGACAACGGUGCUAUUUCUAAUGUUUUUGUUGACAUUGAUGACUUAGAUCCUGAUUCUUUUUACUUUAAUUUAUCUGACGGUGAAUCAUCAUCAUCAGUAUUCUCUGACAACGAUUCUGGUGUUAAACUGAUGUCGACUAACGAUUCUCAUGAAAGACCUGACUCCGAUGAAAAUAUUGUCUAUGUCGAUGAUGAAACUACUGAUGAGGACACCAAUCUACCACCACCUGAGGCUAGAAAUAAGAGUAUCGGUACUAAAGCCAAAGAAAUAGUUAGUGCUAAUGUAGUUGGUUUAAAACCUCCAAAAUUGGGAACUUGGGAUACGGAAAAUAAACCCUUUAGUAUUAUUGAUGGGUUAUCCACAAAAUCCCUUUAUCCAUUAAUACAGGAAUAUCAACAAUUGAUGAAAGCGGAAAAAUCAGAAUCAAGCAAUGAAAAUGACACCAAUGCAGGUACUCCGAAUGAAAAUAGUCAAUAUGCAGCAUCCUCAACACAUCAAGACGGUGAUGAAUUAACCCUGAACGAAUUAUUAAAUAUGAGUGAACUAGAUGAUGACGAAGAAGCGAACAUACAGUCAUUAUCGACGUCUGAUUGGUAUAAAAGGCCAAAAGUUCCUUUAUCUGCUUUCCGUAACAAGGGUGCCUCAAAUCUUGAAGAUGAAUUCUUACUACCCGCUAAUAGCACACGAAAGGUUCCAAUUGGCUAUAUUGGGAAUGACAAGACAAGAAGAAGAAUUGAUAAAAUUAAAGAAAAGCAAAGAAAGGAGUCAGAGAAAAGACGAAAGAUUAAGAAGAAGAAGAAAUUGCUAAAAUUGAAAAGAGAGCGUGAUAGAAAAGAGAAGCAGAGACUACAGGACACUAUUAUGACUCCAGUUGCAUUAUCUACGGAAAAUUCUUUGUUACUUGGUGAUCAAAAUAAUCUAUUUAAUCCUACCGAGUUUGGCUUAGGUAAUUUGAAUGAUUCAAUAGCUGGUAAUCCACAAGGCCAAGAUGAUAUUAAUAACGGUUUAUCUAAUAACCUUGGUUUAUCAACUGCGCGUAAAGAGAGUAUUAAAGGUAUGGGCAUUGAAGACAUUCAUAAACUUCUUGGCGAAAAUAAUGGCGAUACAUUACUGGACUUAGAUACUGAUAAUGAUAAUGAUCAUUCUAACCUAGGUGGGGUUGUUGCAUUUAAUGGUGAGAGUAUAAAUUCUGGAAAUCUUGAAUCAAUUAUGAUGACUAACAACAAUCAAAAUGGCUCUAGUGACGCUGAAAUUAUGUUAAGCACUGACGCUGAUAUUUUGGCAUCAUUAACUGCACCUGUACGUUUAGAAGAUUUUGACGAAGAGAACGGCUCGAUGUGGAGACGUAGACACAGCAUAGUAGAAGCUGCUGGUGAAAAUAUGAGAUUCACAAAAAAUGGUGUUUUUAGUGAAAAUGCCCUUGCCGAUCUGGAAGGAAUUCUUGGAACUACUCGCGAUAAUACCACUGAAUUGGCAGGAAAUGUUUUCGAUCUAAGUGAAGUAAUUCAAUAA